AUUAAAUCUGAAAAAUACCCGAGUCAACUUGACUCUCAUUAACUCGCCCUUAUUGACACGGUUCCUCCAUAAAAAUUUCUUGUUUGAAACGAAAUGAAAAUCCUCUGAAUCCGAAAGUUUCGAUCUUUAUUUUGUAACAAUGACAACUGCUCCCCAAUUUCUUUCUGGUUUCAAGCAAACUGCCCAAUCUCUAAACGCCGGCCUUCGCCCAUGGUCCGUUUUCCUAGACCUCACCUCACUCAAUCUUCCAUCUUCUAUCCCCGACGCUACUACUCGCAUAACUCAAAAUCUCACUCAUUUUCGCUCUAAUUACUCACUAAUCAUCUUGAUUGUCCUCUUCUUGAGUCUCUUUUAUCAUCCCCUCUCCUUAAUCGCUUUCUUAAUCACGUUUAUUGCUUGGGUAUUUCUCUACUUCUCUCGCAAUGAGCCGCUCAUUAUUUUCGGUUACCAGGUGAAUGAUUUGGUGGUUUUAGUUUUGCUUUUUGUGGCGACGAUUUUGGUUUUGAUCUGGAGUGGCGUUUGGCUUAAUUUAUUGGUUGCUGUUGUAAUCGGCGUUGUUUUGGUGGUUUUGCACGCGGUUCUCAGGAGCACGGAUGAUCUUGUAGCGGAUGACAUUGAAACGUCACCGUAUGUGAACUUGCUUUCUGAUGAUGACAGCCCAAGAGGGGGACUGGAGCUGUAGAUGUACUUGAUAAUUUCUUUUUAGUUAGGCAGUUCUGUUUUAUGAAGAAAUGAAAAAAAAAAAAAAAAAAAAAUUCUUGCUUUUGACAAAAUUUAUAAUUGCUAUGGAUAUUGAUGUGAAGGUGAUUCUUGCAUUGAACUUCUUUCUUGAUAAAGAAUGUGAAUUACUGGUGCCAAGUGUUAUAGUUUAGUAAGAUGUUUAUAGCGUUCAUCAAAGUUUAGCUUCUUUUGUUGCUAAAUAUUUUAAUUGUCAAGAUCUUACUAUCAAGAAUUUGUCUACCAAUUGGGGUUUUGAUUCUUUUGAUUAUCAAUUCUAGAAGAUGUUCACUUAUAAUGGGCAACCUGUUCGUUCUUUUGAUUGAAAUGCUGUACUUAGUGGAGUUCAUACAGAAGGUAUGAAAUGCUGGAAAUAAUGAUUUAAUAUUCCUGUCCAAA
Jatropha curcas is the source of this 1116-nucleotide messenger RNA. RefSeq names its product CAMV movement protein interacting protein 7 (gene MPI7). Gene Ontology annotation, cellular component: endoplasmic reticulum; Golgi apparatus. Gene Ontology annotation, biological process: vesicle-mediated transport. Lineage: Eukaryota; Viridiplantae; Streptophyta; Magnoliopsida; Malpighiales; Euphorbiaceae. The record is from RefSeq and is a predicted model, not a curated record.